AUGGCUGUGAUAUCUCGUCAACUAGGAUUACUCAAACGCUGGUGGCGUUUAUUAAUUAUUAUACUUACACCACUUAUCUUAUUACCACUUCCACUUAUAAUAAAAACAAUUCAAGCACGAUGUGCUUAUAUUGUAUUAAUUCUUACAAUUUAUUGGGUAUUUGAAGUAAUGUCAUAUGCAGUAACUUCCUUACUGCCACUUGCUUUCUUUCCAAUGGCCGGUAUUCUAUCUAGUGAUCGCGUCGGUAUUAGUUAUUUUAAAGAUAUAAGUACAUUAUUUGUUGGAAGUAUGACAUUAGCUCAAGCAAUGGAACAUGUUCAUUUACAUCGUCGAUUAGCAUUAUUUGUUCUUAGUAUUGUUGGUUCAUCAGUUAAAUGGAGUAUGGGUGGUGUGAUGGUAGUCACUGCUUUUUUAAGUAUGUGGAUUAAUAAUUCAGCUGCAACAAGUAUUAUGAUACCAGCAGCAGUUGCUAUCAUUGAUGAACUUCAAAAUCAUGAACAAGAAAUGCAAAAACGAUCUGCUAUUCAUAAUAAUGGAAUUCAUCGAAAAUCAUUAGAAGUAGUUCCUGAUGAUCAGAAAAUAGAAUUAGGAACAGCUUAUGAAAGUCUUCCUAUUGAAUCAAACAAUCAAACAAUUGAUAAUGAACAGAAAUCUACAUUGACACGUCGUGUAGACUAUCAACAACUUAAAACUGCUUUUCUCAUUGCUGUCGCUUAUGCUGCAGCUAUUGGCGGUUUAGCAACAUUAGUUGGAACUGGUCCAAAUAUUUUUGUCAAAGGUUUUACUCAUGAUUUUUAUGCUUCAGGAGCUCAUGCAUUUGAAAUUUCAUUUACAAAUUUUCUCUUAUUCGCUUUUCCAAUCGGUUUUGUUAUGCUUAUACUUUGUUGGUUAUGGUUACAAUUAUUAUACAAUCAUCGAGAAUUAUUACCAUGGUUAAAAAAGAGUAAAGAUGAAAUAGCAUCUCAAAAACAUUUACAAUCUGUUCUCAAAGAACAAUACAAAGAAUUAGGUAGUCCUAGUUGGCAAGAACGUAUAGUUGCUAUUCUAUUUGUUAUAAUGGUUACACUUUGGAUAACACGUGAUUUCUCAACUUAUCCUGGAUGGGAAAUUAUUUUUGUAGAAGGUUAUGUUACCGAUGGAACAGUUGCGUUACUAAUUGGUGUAUUACCACUUAUUUUACCGAAUAAAAAUCCAUUUGAUAAAAAUUGGGAAUAUCAUCCUAUACUUCAAUGGGAUCAAUUAUCUAAAAAAUUUCCAUGGGGUGUAUUCAUGUUACAAGGUGCUGGUUUAGCAAUUGCUGAUGGAUUUAAAGAAUCAAAUUUAUCUCUUACAGUAGCCAAUUUUCUUCAAUUCGUUGUUGGUGCUUCUCAUAAAACGAUUAUUUUUAUUGUUAUUGUAUUAAGUGCAAUAUUUACCGAGUUUACAAGCAAUCUUGCAUGUGCCAGUAUUCUAUUUCCCGUACUUGACAGCAUUGCUCAGACUGCAGGAAUUCAUGCAGCACGUUUGAUUUUACCAUCAUGUAUGGCAGUUUCUCUUUCAUUUAUGUUACCCAUUGCUACUCCUCCUAAUGCAAUGAUAUUUUCGAGUGGUAAUGUAAGAAUUAUUCAAUUAAUUAAAGCUGGACUUGGUAUGAAAAUAAUUGGUAUUGUUGUUAUAUUUUUCGCAUCAUUGGUUUUAUUACCACCUAUCUUUCGUAUUCAACCAUUAAUAUCAGUUCUUAAUGAUACAUUACUAUUCAAUACUUCUACUAGUUCUUAA
Adineta steineri is the source of this 1758-nucleotide messenger RNA. The record is from the annotation of a GenBank genome assembly. Lineage: Eukaryota; Metazoa; Rotifera; Eurotatoria; Adinetida; Adinetidae.